CGGGAUUUUGCUAUUUCUACUACGCCUUUUGAAACCUCCAAAGUAUCACGGAGCCAGCUCCGUAUCUCCAACUGUCUCAACUGUCGCACCUGUCAACACACGCCGCACUGAUCCGGCGGCACGACAACCCCUAAACACCGAACAAUUGACAGCCUAUAUAACCUCCAAGAUGGCCGAAACAAAGCAAGCAACGAUCGUCACACCUCAAACUCGCAACCACCAUGUACUCCCUCCUCACUGCCCUGUCGGUGCCGCUCCUGGCAGGUCUGGCUCAUGGCUACGCCAAUCCCGGCUCCUGCUCCGGCUCCUGCAACGUCCAUGACCCUGCCCUGAUCGUCCGCGAGUCGGACGGCAAAUACUUCCGUUUCUCGACCGGCAACGAGAUCUCCUACGCCUCCGCCUCCUCCAUCAACGGUCCCUGGACCGCCAUUGGAUCGGUGGUGCCCGCUGGUUCCAAGAUCGACCUGUCCGGCAACACUGACCUCUGGGCCCCCGAUCUUAGCUACGUCGAUGGAACCUACUACUGCCUCUACUCCGUCUCGACUUUCGGCUCCCAGGACUCCGCCAUUGGAGUGGCCUCGUCCACCACCAUGGAGCUGAACACCUGGACCGACCACGGCUCCGUGGGCGUCGCCUCCUCCUCCUCCAAGAACUACAACGCCAUCGACGGCAACCUCCUCGUGGACGGGAGCUCAUACUACCUCCAGUUCGGCUCCUUCUGGGGCGACCUCUACCAGGUUAAGAUGGCCUCCCCCCUCAAGACGGCCGGCUCGGCCUCCUACAACAUCGCCUACAACGCGACGGGCACCCACUCGGAAGAGGGCUCCUAUCUCUUCAAGUACGGCAGCUACUACUACCUCUUCUUCUCGUCGGGCACCUGCUGUGGCUACGACACCUCCCGCCCGGCCCAGGGUGAGGAGUACAAGAUCAUGGUCUGUCGCUCCACCAGCGCGACCGGCGGAUUUGUGGACAAGAAUGGCAAUGCUUGCACGGAAAGUGGUGGCACGAUUGUGCUCGCCAGCCACGGCACCGUCUAUGGACCGGGUGGACAGGGUGUGUACGAUGACCCGACCUACGGCCCUGUCCUCUACUACCACUAUGUCGAUACUACCAUUGGUUACGCCGAUGACCAGAAGCUGUUUGGCUGGAACACCAUCGACUUUUCGAGUGGUUGGCCUGUUGUGUAGGUGACUCAACCAGG
This is a messenger RNA of Aspergillus japonicus CBS 114.51, 1201 nucleotides long. Its product is annotated as arabinan endo-1,5-alpha-L-arabinosidase. Gene Ontology annotation, biological process: carbohydrate metabolic process. Lineage: Eukaryota; Fungi; Ascomycota; Eurotiomycetes; Eurotiales; Aspergillaceae. The record is from RefSeq and is a predicted model, not a curated record. The transcript is spliced from 4 exons. The coding region runs from base 222 to 1187 and encodes 321 amino acids. Gene Ontology annotation, molecular function: arabinan endo-1,5-alpha-L-arabinosidase activity.